This is a messenger RNA of Agelaius phoeniceus (red-winged blackbird), 580 nucleotides long. The record is from RefSeq and is a predicted model, not a curated record. Lineage: Eukaryota; Metazoa; Chordata; Aves; Passeriformes; Icteridae.
AUGAGCCCGCUCUGCCCAGACCCGCACUGCCCGCCGCCCCCGGCUCAGCGCCGCCCGCCCUGCUCUGCCCCAGGGGCGGGCCCGUGCCAGCGCCGCGCACCUCCCCCGCCUCCCCUUCCGCUACGGGCCCGGCGCCGGGCGGAGGGAAGGAGGCGGCAGCGGGCCCGCUCGGUCCGGCUCGGCCCGGCUCGGCCCGGCUCGGUCUUGGUCCUGGUCCGUGGCAGCGCUCCCGCCGCCGGGCCUUGCCCGUCCGCCUCCCGCCGCCGGGAGAGGCCGCCCGCGCGCCUCGCCCCGUGCGCUCGGCGCCCGCCGCGCUGGGAAUACAGGCGGGCGGGAGGGAGCGGCGGCGGCAGGGGGUGCGAGGGGGCACCCCCGAGGGUCGCGGACGGCCCGGGGGGCGGUUGGGAGUGCGGCCAUGAAUGUAGGAACGACUGCGAGCCGUCCCGGUAUCUGCACCAGGAUGGCCGAGUGGUUAAGGCGUUGGACUUAAGAUCCAAUGGACGCAUGUCCGCGUGGGUUCGAACCCCACUCCUGCAGGUGAAGCUCAUGAAAAUGUCAUAGCUCAGCAACCAAACUGGCC